UAACAAAGCAGUGCUCACCAUCAUGGGUCCAAGAUCAAGAAACCGUGGGUUUAACCGUCUCUCAAAGGCUUUGCAAAGCGAUCGGGAAAAGAUUAAACACAAUAAGUCCCUCAAAAAUAAAGUCAGAGACGUACAGAGACUGCUUAAAAAGAGUGAUCUUCCAGCAACUGUGAGAGUUGUCCAAGAGCGAAUGCUUGAUGUCUUAAAAGAGACUAUUAAGGAUAAAGCAAAGGAAGACAAACAGAAAAAGAUCGAAAAAAGAUCGAAAAAAGUCAUAUUCUUUGAGAAAAAAAAGAUAUUUAGAAAAUACAAAUCUUGUUUGAAAGAGCUGAACGAAACAGAGAAUAGUGAAACAAGAAAUUCUUUACUGAAAGAGCUUGAAGAGAUCAAGCAGCAGUGGAAUUAUGUUUAUCAUUUUCCAGGAAACACCAAGUAUAUUUCAUUGUUUCCACUGACCUCCCAUACAAAUGCAGACAUUGUUGCUAAACAAGAAAAAAUCCAGAAAACUAUUGCAAAGAAAGUGGCAGGGGGUGAGUUGGAGGAUGCAUCCAGUACAAUUUGGAAAAUGGGUAAAGCUUCUCAAAAAGUGACAAAGGAAAAACCUAAACUAGUGUUGAGUGACGAAGAAUCAGGACGAGUUGAUUCGAAGGGAGACGGUGAAGAUGAAUCUGGAGAUCAGGAACCACCGCCAAUACUCGACCCUAGAGAGGAUGACUUCUUUAUGGAUUCAAGUCCAAGCCCAGGAGUUAAUGAAUGGAAUAUACUCUCCCAGUAAAAUUGACAAGCUGUAUUUCACAGCAAGGGAUGGAGGAAUUAAAAUUCUGACUAUGAAAAGUUUCGGUCGGAUAACAA
Stylophora pistillata is the source of this 852-nucleotide messenger RNA. RefSeq lists its product as uncharacterized. Gene Ontology annotation, biological process: maturation of SSU-rRNA from tricistronic rRNA transcript (SSU-rRNA, 5.8S rRNA, LSU-rRNA). The record is from RefSeq and is a predicted model, not a curated record. Gene Ontology annotation, cellular component: nucleolus; preribosome, small subunit precursor. Lineage: Eukaryota; Metazoa; Cnidaria; Anthozoa; Scleractinia; Pocilloporidae.